AUGUCGUUCUUCAACCCUCCUCCAAAGCCCGAGAAUCCGUUGGCAUACCACCGCAUCCUCUCCCCAACAGCGUCCGUCAAAGUCUCCCCUCUGUGCCUGGGUGGCAUCAGCAUCGGGAGCUCAUGGACCGAGGUAUUUGGCAAAAACGAAAAUCCAGACUCUCUGCUCGACGCCUUCUACGCUCUGGGUGGCAAUUUCAUCGACACGUCCAACACCUACAAUGGCGAGGACUCUGAGAGAUUGAUUGGUGAGUGGAUGGAGAAGAGGGGAAACAGAGACCAGAUGGUCGUUGCGACCAAGUAUACCGCUGGCUACAAGGCGUGGGACUUUGCAACAUCCGUGGAAGAAGUCAUGACACAUCUUCACGCCUACGUCAUGGCGAAGCAAGUGUUGUACAUCGGGGUAUCUGAUACUCCAGCCUGGGUGGUUGUCAAGGCAAAUGCAUAUGCUCGAAGCCACGGCCUCACACCAUUUUCGGUGUACCAAGGUCGAUGGAAUGCCGCGUACAGGGACAUGGAGGCCGAGAUCAUCCCCAUGUGCGAAGACCAAGGUAUGGCGAUUGUGUCGUGGGCUUCUCUCGGAGGAGGACAAUUGAUAUCGGUGCAAGAAAGGGAGGCAAAGAUGAAGGACCCAGACGCCCAUAAAGGGUACGGCUUCCGCGAAGCGGAUGUCAAGGUGUCCACGGCGCUGGAGAAGGUCGCGCAAUCCAAAAAGACCACGACCCAGGCGGUAGCACUCGCCUACCUACUACACCAGUCGACCUAUGUUUAUCCAAUCGUCGGGGUCCAGACGGUCGAACAUGUCAAAGCAUUGCCAGAGGCAUUGCGGAUUGAACUUUCGAAAGAGGACGUCGAAGCGAUCCAGGAUGCUGGAGACUACCGACCCCCGUUUCCCAUGAGUUUCUUGUUCCAGUGGACCGGAGAGGAAAAGUGCCAUCUGGGCCUCACACCUGCGGACGUCAGCCAAUACCAGAUGGCGGCCUGGAUCCAGGCGCCGCCGAAACAACCUCCAUAUCGACCUUGGAAAGGACCGUGA
Fonsecaea pedrosoi CBS 271.37 is the source of this 1035-nucleotide messenger RNA. RefSeq lists its product as uncharacterized. NCBI's taxonomy places the organism in Eukaryota, Fungi, Ascomycota, Eurotiomycetes, Chaetothyriales, Herpotrichiellaceae. The transcript has 5 exons. The record is from RefSeq and is a predicted model, not a curated record. Bases 1 to 1035 code for a protein of 344 amino acids.